Olea europaea var. sylvestris is the source of this 2325-nucleotide messenger RNA. RefSeq lists its product as uncharacterized. Bases 553 to 1935 code for a protein of 460 amino acids. The transcript is spliced from 2 exons. The record is from RefSeq and is a predicted model, not a curated record. Lineage: Eukaryota; Viridiplantae; Streptophyta; Magnoliopsida; Lamiales; Oleaceae.
GUUUGUGAGAAAUUUUGAUGGUUUUGUUUGUUUUAUGUUUCUUCUGAUACUUGUGGUUUAAGGACUAUGAUUGCGAAUCGAUUCGAUCGGCUUUGAUCUAGUCAAAUCUCAUAUCAUUUGAUUGAAAUUGAAGUUAAUAAAACUAAUUAAUGCUACUGGGUUUUGCUUCAAAUGAACCGUGGAUAAACUCAACAAAACUUAAGAUGCAUUGUACUGCAUUUAUUUUGUGUCUCAUCUCUGUGUGAGCGCGUCUGUGUUUCAUUUCGGCAUUUGUUUGUGGAGAGGGACAAAUGUGUACUGGGAAUCUAUCUUUUGGAUUUAUUCUUAUUAUUUACUUGGUUGUUGGCUGUUGCAAUGGUCUUCGUUUGGGUAUAGAGUUAUAGAUAAAGUUAAUCGGGAAAUAAUACUAACCAUCGAUGUAUUUUCUUUUCAGGCUAGAGUUUAGGAGCAGAGAUUGUUGAUAUUUUGACAUAAGGCUCUUUGUGGUUGGUCGAGUUACUGUUGGGUGUGGAUUAUAUAUUUGUCAUUCUUGUACUUUUUUGUGGUUAAAGGAUGACUAGACAACAAGGUGGCAAGGAGAAGAAAGAUGAUAAAUCUUCUUUGCACAAAAGUGUUGACGUUGUGCAAAGAAAAUCAGUUUUUGGAAAAUAUUCUGAGGCAGAAAUGUUAGCUCUGCUGAAAGGGCUUGCUAUGGAUCCUUGUCAGCCACAAUUUUCUCUGGAGAAAACACAGCCACUGCGGAAUGAGAUUCUUAGGCUGCGAAAAGUUAUGGUUCUCAAUGAAACUGAAAUUCCUCCUUGGAGAAAGCGUAAACUCCAGCGGUUUGUUAAAGAUAAGCUGGGAGCUCCUGGAUAUUCCUUGCCCAACCAACAAAAUGGCACAAAACUGAGAAGGGGGCAGCUGUCCCAUGUCUCUUCUAUUUCAUGCUUGCUCAAUUCGGUUAACACUACGGAAUGCUUUGGGCAUAAAAUUCUGUCUGACUCUCGUAGUUCAAGUAGUUUAUUGACAUUUGAGGAUACAUUGCCAGAGAAACAGUUGUACCGAGAAUCCUUCUUCCUGGAUGAUGUAGUAGAUAGGAGUUUCCCCAGCAAAGAUAUAUCUCAGAUAGUAGAUUAUGACGAAUCUGCAAAUUGUUUGAUCACUUUGAGUCCAGAAAACCUAACUGUUAAUGAGGCACCAUCUCUGGAUCUUAAUGAUGCAAUUCGAUAUUUGAAUUCAACGACACUUCAUGGGGCAAAGAGGAACCACCUUCAGCCACCUCGCAAAUCAAUCAGGUUGCUGAAUUUCAUUGGUGAUCAUCUUGAGAAUAAGGUUGUUCCUGUUGGGCCUCGGUUCCAGGCUGAUGUUCCUGAGUGGAAUGGUCCUAUCAGAAUUAAAAAUUCUUCCGAGAAUUCCCGGUGGUUGGGCUCUAGAGUUUGGCCAAUUGAAAUUGGAAAUGCGAAAAGCACCGGCAGAAAAGUAGGAAAAGGAAGACCAAACUCCUGCCGCUGUGUCUCUCCAGGAUCUGAUGAUUGUAUUAGAAACCACAUUCUGGAGAAAAGAUUAAUUUUGCAAUGUGAUCUUGGACCUGCUUUUUUUAGUUGGAACUUCGAUGAGAUGGGAGAACAAGUUUCAAGUCCAUGGACUUUGAAGGAACGGAAAAUUUUUGAGUCAUUGUUAAAAAUGAAACCACUCUCGAGUAGAAACAACUUUAUGAAGCGUGCUUUGAUGCGUUUCCCAAAAAAAAGUAGUCAAGAGAUUGUCCACUAUUACUUCACUGUUUUUAUUCCGCAGCGUAUGAGCCAGCAGAGGAGGUUGUCCAUGAAACAAGUUGACACUGAUAAUGAGGAGGAGGAUGAUUUUAAUGACAUAAGUGUGCAGAGAUGUGAAGGAAGCCGUGCCGUCAUCAACAAUUCCAAAGAUGUAAAGACUCGAUAUUUACGCGGUGGUUGUUGACAACAUUGAACACCGUCCAGUUGGAAGGUUCAUCAUGUAGUCUUGUAUCUUUAUACCUUUUUGUGUUUUUCUCCUAGGCAUACCUGAGGUUUUUUUUCUUUUUGCGUUUCAAAGAAUACACAUCAACAUUCUCAGCCCUUAGAUUUUGAUCAUCUCGAUAAUGUCAAUGCUUCUCUCAACAAAUUUUCUGUUGAACAUACUGUUAGUUGCUUCCAAAGGCUUUUUAAUCGUGUCCUGAAAGCCGUGGAGAGAUUGCUUUAGUAUGAACUCAUUUCCAGCUUCUCAUUGUUGCCGAAGCAAAACCUUUUUUCUUCUCAUUACAGUUUGGUGCUCAAACCCUGUUAGAACCAGUGAUUAAUGAAAAUUGUUCUUGUUCAUGUUGUUUGUAAA